AUGUACUACUACUGCCUCUCAACGCUUCCAGCCUUUGCAACUGUACGGCCCAAACCCACAUCUCUCUCUUCCAAUCGAGCUAUCCCCAUCAGAGCCAUGAAAGCCGUCGUCCAGCGAGUCGCUUCCGCCAGCGUCGAGAUGGAGGGCCGCACCAUCUCGUCCAUUGGGCCGGGCCUUCUCAUCCUCGUCGGCCUUCGGAUAACUGAUUCCGGCUCCGAUGCUGAGUACAUGUCUUUAGAGUGUUUAUGGUUUUUGUGUACUUGUUGUGGGUUGACAGUGAGUCAGUUUACAUUGUAUGGAUUCCUGAAGGGUAACAAGCCUGAUUUUCAUGUGGCUAUGGCGCCGGAUAAAGCAAAGCCCUUUUAUUCUUCCUUGGUUGAGAGUUUUAGAAAAUCAUACAAGCCGGAUGCAGUAAAAGGUGAAACUUUCCUCCUUUAA
Molecule: messenger RNA, 438 nt
Organism: Argentina anserina (silverweed cinquefoil)
Lineage: Eukaryota; Viridiplantae; Streptophyta; Magnoliopsida; Rosales; Rosaceae
Exons: 3
Coding region: 1-438 (145 amino acids)
Biological process (GO): tRNA metabolic process
Cellular component (GO): cytoplasm
Molecular function (GO): D-tyrosyl-tRNA(Tyr) deacylase activity
Source: RefSeq, a predicted model, not a curated record